AUUUAUGGGGUAACAGUUCGCCGAUGUUUUAUCGCUAAAUGUAACGUACGGAACCUCGGGCGGUAUCGACUUCCUACGAAGCGUGUGUCUGCGCAUGCGCAGCAGGUCACCGAAAGAAUCGCUGUUCGAAGGAGAGAACGAGGGAACAGCGCGAUCGACUGCGCGACACGCGAUGAGAUAUAUUAUAAUGAUCUGUAACCCAUAAAGAUAUGGAACUUUGACAGGUCAAGAUACCCGGACGCACCCCAACAAUUUGAGAUGACACUUCUUCAUCCUACGUUUAUAGAUAAGUGGACUUUUUAUUGAAAAUGUGAGUCACCAGUUCUUCUUGAGAUGUCUCGGAAGCAUCGGUCUGAUAAGUCUAGUAUUAAUAAAGACCUCAGACCCAAGAGAAGAGAUCAGAUAUGACUGAUGAGCUAAACAGGUUGUCAUCUGACCGGGAAGAGACGGAUCGGGAUGCAUCUAUGCCCACCGGAGCAAACACCGACACUGCCAUGAUGGAACCACUGGAGGAUGACUCGCCAUGCGAGGUGACGGUUGAGGUGCUUCCUGAUUGGCUGAAACCAAUGGAGGAGGACGAUGAUGCUGUCGAGAAUGAAAAGACCGUUGUGCGACGCACCAGGAAGACCAAUCCUCACAUUGUCAAAGUAAAGCGUGGCAGAGGUCGACCUCCUCUUCCCAAAAAUGUUCGUGCUCGACUCGACAAGAUUAAAGCAUUGAAGGGUAGCGGUGGUGUGCAAGCAAAGAGUGUCAAUACCCCCAAUAAAAGGAGACGAUCAAGAAGAUCCAUAACUGACCCAGGUCCGACCCAAACUCCGGAGGUUUUACCUAGAACGGCCCGCAGCCCGAUCUCCACACCGCACAGAUUCCAGCUCACUCCAUUGUCACCAGCAGCAGCCAUAACCAUCUUUUCUCCCCAACAAUUUCGUAGUCCUCCACGUCUCACGAGAGUCUCCCCGCUCAAUGUCGACGGUACACGGAUACCCUGUCACUCUCCAUCCGUACAGCUGAGCAACGUUUCCCAACAAUUAAGUCCAGCCACACCCGGGAAUAACGGCAUUCAGCUUCCCGCUCAUCUCUGGCAGUGCCCACCUCUGCAACCUCUUAGCCCUCGGGGCGCAUUCGUAGAUCAGACCGUGACAAUUGAGUCACAGGAUUUUCCAAAUGCCAUUUUCAAUGGAAAAGAAACAGAAAAGCAAGAAAUCCUGCUUCUCAUCAGAGACUGUGUUGGCUGUGGCUGCCAGUUUCCUGCUGAGAACGUCGGGGACUCGUUGUGUCGUAAAUGUAAACCGGACAAGAAGUCAUCUCCUCCAAACAUAGUAUUUAGAAAGGUGGGACAGGACAAGUGGGAAGUGGGGAAAACAAAACCUCCAAAAAAACUGAAUUCAAAUCCUAACUUCAAGAAAAAAAUGAAAAAGGAUUUCGUCCCUGAUGGUGAUGAAGAAGAUGAAGACUAUGAUGAUGAUGAUCAGUUGGAUGGAUCUAAAGGACUGACAAAACAAGAGAGGGCCAAAUAUAAGAAACGCAAUAGCAGGAUGUGCCAGCAGUGUGACGCGUGUAUGAGAGAUAAAGACUGCGGCGUGUGUGACUUCUGCAUGGACAAGCCCAAGUACGGUGGCAGUAACAAGAAAAGACAGAAAUGCCGCCUGCGUCAGUGCCAGUUUCAGUCGAAGCUUUGCCAUCAGAUGAAGGAACUGGCAAGGAGUCCACGGAGAAAUAAAAACAUCAAGCAGAAGUUCAAGGCGCGUGGAAGACCACGAUCAAGAAAACGGAGAAACAGAAGAAACCCCUGGGAAGAUGAUGAUGACGAUGACGACGACGAUGAUGAGGAUGAUAUCACUGAUACGGCCGAUGAGAUGGAGAAAAUGAAACGACCCAAGCCCAAAGGCACCAGAAGAAGAGCGAGGAAGAAAUGGAGUUACAGUUUUAAGGAAGAGGAAGAAGAGAUGUUUGUUGAAGCGGUGGUUGACGAUGUCGAAGCGGAUGAGAACGAGUCUGAUUCCCUAUCAUUGGUUCAGAAUGAGCCUGUGAAGAUGAUAGGGGCCAACAGUCAACAUUUAAAUGGGUUCAGUGUCAACCAGACACCUCAGUCUCAGGAAAUAUACUACACCAUGCCCGGUGUACCAGAGGCAUCUAAUAUGCUCAGCCCUGUUACUGUGAGAAAUGAUCAUUCAGAACCGCCGAAUGAGCCCAGCGCCGCCGCCAGUCCUCUGCCUCCAGAGAUCAGUCAGAAUGAUAUACUGCAGAUUGAGAUGGUGAGAGUUGGGUCACCAGUGUCACAAUUCAUAAACCCCGAAAACACGACACGUCCUGAACAGCACGGAGAUUCGACUGAACACACACCAGUGAUAACUCAGAUCUUCAGUCUGGCAGCCGGAACGGAGACGGACUUUGAAAGAGACGUGGGUCUGAUGGAGCUCUUCUCAUCUCUACGUCAGACGCUGCUGCCUGCCCACUGGGUGGGCGUCAUGGCCAAAGGCCCCAUUUUACAGCUCCUGCAGUGCUCCAAACUCUCCACCAUGGCCGACACGGUGGUCCAGAUCGAGAAGGGCUUCUUCUACCAGAUCAGCGUUCAGAAUCAGCCUCUCCUCCUCAUGCACUCCAUCUACGUGAAACACCCGACCUGCCUGACCUCCGUCGGUGACGUGGUGUCGCUGUUGUUGGAUCUGGAGGGAAUGAGCGUGUGUCAGGGUCAUCAGAGCUUUAACACGGGUUCACCCGGGGAGCCCAACAUGUGCGUGCGGGCCGCCCUGUGCGAUUUGCUCAUUCCUAGGGACGAGGAACAGUGUGAGAAAUGCGCUCGGCCUGCGGAGGUGUGACUGACGGUUAGAUACGGCCGAUUUUGCUUCCAAAAGAUUUUUUGGUUUUAAACAGUCUGAAAAAGCUCAAAAAGGACCUUCCACCAGUUUUAAAGCUCAUUUCUGUUAUAGUAAGAGAUGUCUAGUGCCUGAUGCAAACCUCAUACAGUAUAUAACCAACAUUCAAAAUGGUGCUUUUUAUGUGGGAAUUGGAUUUCGCUGAAAAAUAUCUACAGAGAAAUGACUCAGUAGAAAAGAUGAGCUGGUUUCUGAUGAAAUCCUAAUUUUUUGUCCAAAUAUUGAGACUCAACAAUGGA
Messenger RNA from Paramisgurnus dabryanus, 3115 nucleotides. NCBI's taxonomy places the organism in Eukaryota, Metazoa, Chordata, Actinopteri, Cypriniformes, Cobitidae. The record is from RefSeq and is a predicted model, not a curated record.